Molecule: messenger RNA, 1739 nt
Organism: Fukomys damarensis (Damara mole-rat)
Lineage: Eukaryota; Metazoa; Chordata; Mammalia; Rodentia; Bathyergidae
Gene: Kcnmb1
Product: potassium calcium-activated channel subfamily M regulatory beta subunit 1
Exons: 4
Coding region: 329-904 (191 amino acids)
Biological process (GO): detection of calcium ion; potassium ion transport
Cellular component (GO): membrane; voltage-gated potassium channel complex
Molecular function (GO): calcium-activated potassium channel activity; potassium channel regulator activity
Source: RefSeq, a predicted model, not a curated record
UUGACAUCAGUUUUCCCCUGUGGCUCUGGGAAAUGUGGGUGUAGGGCCUGAGAAGUGGCUGUGGUUUGUAGGCUGGAUACCUGCUCUGCGGAGUUUGUGUUUGUGUCGCAAUCCUGUGUGCUCAGACUUGACCAUGUUUGGGCAUGGAGGCUCAACCCACAGGGGACCAAAGGCUGCUGCCCUGGAGAUGGCUGGGAGGCCAAACUUUCUGCUGCAGCUCUGAGGCCUCUUUUAGGGUGGGGGUAGGAGUCUGGGAAGAAAGAAAUCAUCUGCUUGCUGAAGACCUCCAGGACAGCAAGGAACUAAAUGACUGCUAUCCUCAGUGGACAUGGGGAAGAAGUUGGUGAUGGCCCAGAAGCGGGGAGAAACUCGAGCCCUUUGCCUGGGAGUGGCCAUGGUGGUGUGUGCUGUCAUCACCUACUACAUCCUGGGCACAACUGUGCUGCCUCUCUACCAGAAAAGUGUGUGGACACAGGAAUCCACCUGCCACCUGAUUGAGACCAACAUCAGGGACCAGGAGGAGCUGGAGGGCAAGAAGGUGCCCCAGUACCCAUGCCUGUGGGUCAACGUAUCAGCUGUGGGCAGGUGGGCUGUACUGUAUCACACUGAGGACACUCGGGACCAGAACCAGCAGUGCUCCUACAUCCCAGUCAGCCUGGAAAAUUACCAGAUGGCCCGGGCUGACGUGGAGAAGGUCAGAGCCAAUUUCCUCGCAAAAAAGGUUUUCUACUGCUUCUCCACGACUCGGGAAAAUGAGACGACUGUUCUGUACCGGCGCCUCUAUGGGCCCCAAGCCCUUCUUUUCUCCCUCUUCUGGCCCACCUUCCUGCUGACCGGAGGCCUCCUCAUUAUCGUCAUGGUAAAACUCAACCGCUCUCUCUCCAUCUUGGCGGCCCAGAAGUAGACUGAACUCUACCAUGCCCUGGGAGCAUGGGUCACAGAGGACUGGGUGAUUCCCUGGAGCUGUUCCUCACUCGAACAGCCUUCCUUCCUUCCUUGCCCUCCAAACAUCCUGUCCUCUGUUGCAUGGUUGACCUUUGAGAAAUCUAAGUAAUUUCCUGCUGGAGAAUGUGCACUGGCACCCUAGUACCUCCAAGCAGAAGCCAGCCAGUUACCUCUCUAUUAUCUGCCCUUACUCAAUACACUCAUACCUGUUUCCUACUGUGUCACCCUCUAACCCACAAAUGACCAGGACUGUCACCUCUGUGCCUGUGAUUUCCCUAUUGGCUCAAAAACCUACCUAACUCAUCCAAAAAACUCUCCUUAGCAAACCGUAGUUCCUUCUUUUAAUUCCGCAAUAAGCACAAUAUCAGCUCCCAUUUACAGAGCACACUUAGUAUACUGCCUUUCUUUUUAGGAUAAGUCUUACAUACAUUUUUUAUUCCAAUAUUUAAGAUACUGCUGUUCCUCAUUAUUCACAGGGAACUAGUUUCAAGAUCCUCCUCUGAUGCCAAAAUCUGCAAAUGCUCAAGUCCCUGAUAUAAAAUAGCAUCGUAUUUAUAUAUAACCUAUGCACAUUCUUACACAGGCUUUAAAUCAUCUCUAAAUGAUGUAUAAUACCCAGUACAAUUUAAAUGCUAUGUAAAUAGUUGUACUACUAUAUUCUUUAGAGAAUAAUAGAAAAAUGUCUAUGUUUAGUACAGAUGCAAUUUUCCCCCAAAUAUUUUCAAUCUGCUGUUGAUUGUAUCCACUGUUGUGGAACCUGCUGACUGUAUACACAAAGUAAUAAAAUGAGUAAA